UUCUCUUCGCGUCGAAAGAGCGACCGAGAAACAUCCUCGAACGAUUUCUCUGCUUCUCCGGCUCUCCACCUCCCCAGUCUCUCCCUUUUCGUCUCUUUCAGUCUCUCGCGAUGGCGCCCGAGAUCGAAGGAAGGGCGACAACAUCCGUGGCGAAGGCGGUCAUGCAUCUCCCACGGCGGGCGUACGUGACGUUCCUCGCCGGCGCCGGCGACUACGUGAAGGGCGCGGUCGGCCUGGCCAAGGGGUUGAGGAAGGUGGGAUCCGCGUACCCGCUGGUGGUGGCGGUUCUCCCCGACGUGCCGGAGGACCACCGCCGGUUACUGGAGUCGCAAGGGUGCAUUGUGCGGGAGAUCGAACCAAUCUACCCACCGGAGAACCAGACCAAGUUCGCCAUGGCGUACUACGUCAUCAACUACUCCAAGCUCCGGAUCUGGGAGUUCGUAGAGUACAGCAAGAUGGUGUACCUGGACGCAGACAUCCAGGUGUACGAGAAUAUCGACGAGCUGUUCGACCUCCCCGACGGGUACUUCUAUGCGGUGAUGGACUGCUUCUGCGAGCGGACGUGGAGCCACACCGCGCAGUACCGGGUGGGCUACUGCCAGCAGUGCCCGGAAAGGGCACCGUGGCCGGCCGACGAGCUCGGCCCGCCGCCUUCCCUUUACUUCAACGCCGGCAUGUUCGUGUUCGAGCCUGGCAUCGCCACCGCCGACGCCCUCCUCGCCACCCUCAAGGUCACGGAGCCCGCACCCUUCGCCGAGCAGGACUUUUUGAACAUGUUCUUUAGGGAUAUUUACAAGCCUAUCCCUCUUGUGUACAAUUUGGUUCUGGCCAUGCUGUGGAGGCACCCGGAGAACGUGGAGCUCGACAAGGUCAAGGUGGUCCAUUACUGCGCAGCGAAUUGGCAUAUUGAUCAACGACGGGGAUCGAAGCCAUGGAGAUACACGGGAAAAGAGGAGAACAUGGAUCGGGCUGACAUCAAAGAGCUAGUUCGGCGGUGGUGGGACAUCUACAACGACGAGUCCUUGGACUAUAAGAGGCCCGCCACCGCCGCUGCUGCCGCCGUCGUGGACGGCGGCGCUGCGGCCGCCGGAGAGGCGGAGCGGCGGCCGUUCCUGGUGGCGCUGUCGGAGGCGGCCGCCGUCAAGUACAUAAAGGCGCCGUCUGCCGCCUGAUAUAUAUUGGCCAUUUAGAGACUUCUGGGGUUGGGGCACGUGGGUUGUACGUGCGGAAGGGAGAGAGUUGGGGAUCGUUUCAAAAUCUUGCGUUCUUAUGGAAGAAGUGUGUAAUUGUAAGCAGGAAGCUUCUCAGGGAAUUUGAGAUUUUGAUGUAAAUCUGCAGCAAAAAGAAAAAAUCCUAAAAUUAAGUGCCAUUUGAGAAAAAUCAUUUCUCUAGUAGUA
Phoenix dactylifera (date palm) is the source of this 1397-nucleotide messenger RNA. RefSeq names its product galactinol synthase 2-like. Gene Ontology annotation, molecular function: glycosyltransferase activity. The record is from RefSeq and is a predicted model, not a curated record. NCBI's taxonomy places the organism in Eukaryota, Viridiplantae, Streptophyta, Magnoliopsida, Arecales, Arecaceae.